AUGCCACCAAAAUUCCCAAAUAAAUCUGUGCACUAUCUGCGGCUGAAUGGGAAUGCUGUGAUGCAGUGUAUCGUUUACUUGGACAAUAAGCACCUCGAAUGGUUCAGCCGCAGAAUCCUCGAGUGCGUCAUACGCGAUAUCCGGAAGCUGUACAUGCCCAAGCUGUUGGCAGAGUUGCAAAGUGGCAAGGCUGAGCUAGACACGUACAGGAACCAGGGCUAUCAAUUUGCCUACUACUUCAAACCCACGCGCGACAAGCAGGGCGUUGUGAGCAAGGCCCACCAAAUGACGUACAUUCCUUCGUCUAAGCGUACAGUGCGACAGAAGCCUGAGCCAAGGCGUAAUCAAUCUGGUGAGACUGCAGAAGAGCUAUUUGUCGAUGACGACGGUGACGACUAUGACGACGCUCAAUUCGAAGAGAAACCAAAACCCAAGGUCAACACAAGCUACAAAAUGAACAAACUCUUCUCAAAGACACUUUGCAUUAUCAUAGAACCAUUCCCUUCGCUGGAAGAGUCGCAUGUGGAGGGGACGAUGCAUCCACCCAUUAUGCCAUCGCCAUCGUCUCCUCCGCAGGGUGAUAUGCCAGGCGACACACAUAUACCAGACUCACUCGCAGAUCCAGAAGAUAUCAAACCAGACAUCAACACAAUCAGCAACAGCAGUCCUCAACUCCCCUCUUCUACUCAGGCACUUUUCAACGACUUCAACUUGAACAAUCCUGGCAGCUCCCUCUCCUUUUCGCAGAUGGUCCAGAAUGACCAUUUCGGCGAUAGGGUUGCUGAAAUUGAUGAGGAGAAUGAUGUAAUGUAUGAGUGA
Molecule: messenger RNA, 819 nt
Organism: Wallemia ichthyophaga EXF-994
Lineage: Eukaryota; Fungi; Basidiomycota; Wallemiomycetes; Wallemiales; Wallemiaceae
Exons: 2
Coding region: 1-819 (272 amino acids)
Source: RefSeq, a predicted model, not a curated record